Gastrolobium bilobum is the source of this 1483-nucleotide messenger RNA. Its product is annotated as cholesterol 22-monohydroxylase CYP90B51-like. Gene Ontology annotation, biological process: sterol metabolic process. The transcript has 8 exons. NCBI's taxonomy places the organism in Eukaryota, Viridiplantae, Streptophyta, Magnoliopsida, Fabales, Fabaceae. The record is from RefSeq and is a predicted model, not a curated record. Bases 1 to 1461 code for a protein of 486 amino acids. Gene Ontology annotation, molecular function: monooxygenase activity; heme binding; oxidoreductase activity, acting on paired donors, with incorporation or reduction of molecular oxygen.
AUGUCUGACUCACACCUGACUUUCUGUUUUCUUUCUUCAAUUCUUGCUCUUAUUGUAAUUUUCAUUCUCAUCAAAAGAAAGAAACCAAGGCUUAAUCUUCCCCCUGGCAAAAUGGGAUGGCCCUUUCUUGGAGAAACUCUUGGGUAUUUGAAACCUUAUUCUGCUACUACAAUAGGAGACUUUAUGGAAAAGCACAUAGCAAGGUAUGGUACAAUUUACAAGUCACAAUUAUUUGGUGAACCAGCUAUAGUGUCAGCAGAUGCAGGGCUUAAUAGGUUCAUAUUGCAAAACGAAGGGAAGUUAUUUGAGUGCAGCUAUCCUAGAAGCAUUGGGGGAAUACUUGGGAAAUGGUCUAUGUUGGUCUUAGUAGGGGACAUGCAUAGGGACAUGAGGAAUAUAUCACUGAACUUUCUCAGCUAUGCUAGGCUUCGAACACAUCUAUUGAAAGAGGUUGAGAAGCAUACCCUUAUAGUUCUAAACUCGUGGAAGGAAAAUAGUACAUUCUCAGCUCAAGAUGAAGCAAAGAAGUUCACCUUCAAUUUGAUGGCGAAACAUAUCAUGAGCUUGGAUCCAGGGAAUCUAGAGACAGAACAAUUAAAGAAAGAGUAUAUCUCUUUCAUGAAGGGUGUGGUUUCUGCUCCUUUGAAUUUUCCCGGAACUGCAUACUGGAAAGCAUUAAAGUCUAGGUCCACUAUACUGAAGUUCAUAGAGAGGAAAAUGGAAGAAAGAGUCAAGAGAAACCAAGUGGGAAAGGAAAGUUUGGAGGAAGAUGAUCUUCUAAACUGGGUUUUGAUGCAUUCAAAUCUUUCAACCGAGCAAAUUCUUGACUUGGUUCUGAGCUUGCUUUUUGCUGGCCAUGAAACUUCAUCCGUAGCCAUAGCUCUAGCUAUUUACCUCUUACCUAGUUGUCCUCGAGCUAUACAACAAUUAAGGGAAGAACAUGGAGAAAUAGUCAAAUUGAAGAAGCAAGCAGGGGAGGUUGAAUUGACUUGGGAUGAUUACAAAAGAAUGGAAUUUACAAACUGUGUUGUGAACGAAACACUUCGGCUGGGAAAUGUUGUGCGGUUCCUUCAUAGGAAGGCUCUCAAAGAUGUUCGGUACAAAGGUUAUGACAUUCCACGUGGGUGGAAAGUCCUUCCAGUGAUUUCAGCGGUGCAUUUGGAUCCUGCACUUUUUGACCAACCUCAACACUUCAAUCCAUGGAGAUGGCAGUUGGAGGUGCAGGGCAAUAGUAAAAGUGGAAGUUGCUCAAACACAAGCAAUAACUUCAUGCCAUUCGGGGGAGGACCAAGACUGUGUGCGGGUUCAGAAUUAGCAAAACUUGAAAUGGCUGUUUUCAUCCACCAUCUCAUCCUCAACUACCAAUGGGAACUGGUCGAUUCCGAUCAACCUAUUGCAUACCCUUUUGUUGAUUUUCCCAAAGGUCUAUUAAUCAGAGUCCAAAGCCACUCUUUGAUAUGAGCAAAAUUCAUCCGAACCACUC